CGCUGAGCACGUUGAUGGAUGAUCAGAAUUUCCUUUUUCAGAAAAAUGGUGAGCGCCGCUAUCAAAUGCAUGCAGGGGCUUCAACCCGUUACAGUGACGUCUUGAAACAGGAGAUCGAGCAUCACUAGGGCUGCAAGGGGUUCUGAGGGGGAUCUGGGGAGGAUCUGACUCUCGAGCCAGCCUAGCAAUUGUUCUUCGACCCACGCCUGUUUAUUCGUUAUUACAGCUGAUAUCCAUACAACAAUGAGAUUCAACAUUUCAUCAGCGGCCCUAAUGCAGGAUUGUGCAUCACCCUUCACCGCGAGGCAUGUCACUCAUCCUUGAUUGAUUAUCUAGUGUAAUACCAACCGAUACAUUCCCCCAAGAUGGCUACUAACAUCUUUCGCAUGUUCUCCCCGGAUAGUAAAAAAUCCAAAGAAGACCGGGUUAAGAAGCGCAAGGCGCAAUUGCGAAAUGCCCAACUUACCUACCGAGAGCGCAAAGAAAGGUAUACCAAAGCGCUCGAGGAGAAUGUCGCUGAAUCUAGGGCCAACGAGGCAGAUCUUCAUCGACAGAUCGGCGAGCUUCGAGAGACUGUGCAGAAGCUUGCUCAGUUCAUUCUGGACCAAGGAGUGCAGAUCCCGGACGAGAUCAAAUUGCCAGCAGACUUAAACCUCGUGCCUGAAAAAGCACCAGCACAGGAAUGGCCAUCUCAGCAAGACUACCAGCAUACGAGUGGCAUCAACAACCAAACACACUCAACAUUGCGUGAAGAUGGCCCCAGGACUGAGUUAAUAUCCAACUCCAACAGUCUCCUUCGCCUAGGCGAUCUUGACCCAUUGGCAGUGGGUAUGGAAUUUGUCCUCACCCUGGAGAGGCCCUGUGUGAAUCAUCUAUACCCUCCCGAGGAUACCGCUCAUGAAGUCGGCGGACACGGGUUGACUGUCUCCGGCCAGCUGGCCCCCAUGUACCCGAAAUCGGUCUUCGAGUCCAACAGGGCACACGAGACCUUCUGCCGGGAGGUCCCGGAACAGUCUCUACAUUCAUUACUUGCUCUCUCCUCAGAGCUGUGUCCAGAGUCUGAGAUUACUCCCAUUGAAGCCUGGCAUUCAAUCCGGUCGCAGCCGCUUUUCGGGGGCAUGCGGGCGCAGAAUCUAUGGCGUCUCGCGGAAAGGUUGCGGGACGAAGCAAUAUGUCAUGGAUUUGGCGCUGUGGUUAAACGGGAAUCUUUUGAGAAGUUUAUGUUUGAGACUUUGAUUCUCGACAAUGCAUUUUAGAUACUUUUUAUAAUAGGUGUGCUGCAACUAGAAUACCCGGUAUACAGACUAAGUAUUACAAAACUAGAACAGAGAGACCUCUCGUGAUAUAGGUCUCAUAGGCCACAGGGACAACGAGUGAGUGGCCGUUAGCACUAGGCAUCGCAUAGUUAGGGGGUUUGACAUCUGAAAAUAUAUGAAUAAUUGUCAUUUCAAUAAAAUAAACCUAACAUAUGUCAGAGGCUGG
This is a messenger RNA of Xylaria bambusicola, 1482 nucleotides long. RefSeq lists its product as uncharacterized. Gene Ontology annotation, cellular component: RNA polymerase II transcription regulator complex. The coding region runs from base 366 to 1256 and encodes 296 amino acids. The transcript has 5 exons. Lineage: Eukaryota; Fungi; Ascomycota; Sordariomycetes; Xylariales; Xylariaceae. Gene Ontology annotation, molecular function: DNA-binding transcription activator activity, RNA polymerase II-specific; transcription cis-regulatory region binding. The record is from RefSeq and is a predicted model, not a curated record.